AUGAGUCUACGACGGGCCUUUAUCCUCUGCCAGCUGUCCUUCAUCAUCUACACGAUACAUCCCGGCGGCGACGACGAGCUUCCGCCGCCAUACUCCCCAGAGCCCACCACCACCUCCAUCUCCUCGGUCCACCCCGACUCGCUCUUCGCAGCACACCUCGCUGCGAUGCGCCUCCAGAUCCGCGAACAGCAGACCGUCCGGGCCUCGCAGCAGGAACAGCGCGACAUGCACCUCCUAGCACUGCUAGUGCCUCACGUCGAGGACCUACUGGCCUCCGUGGCCACCGCCGACUCCCCGCAGCCGCUCGCCCAGGCCACGCUCAUCCCGGACGGCGCCUUGUCGUCCGGCUGGACGCCCACGGAGACGCAGGGUGGCCGCGUGGUCCGAGUUCAGACCUCCGCGGCCAAGGGGGACGCGAAGCAGCAGCCACCGCCCGCGACGAGGAGCGGAGGGAGCAGCAGGGCCGCCGAGUUUGACGGCUGGGGUCGCUGGGGAGAAGACGCCGCGGCGGCGGCUGGGGGUGACGAAGCGGAGCUGUUUUGGUGGAAGGAUGAGGAGCUGGCGGUACGGCUGGCCAGGCAUCUGCAGCCGGAACGCGACGCGGCGGCGGUGGUGGUGGUGGUGGACAGGCCGACUGUAAAGGCCAAGGCGGUAGAGGCGAAGAAGGGCAGGUCGCGAUGGAAUAUAUUCGGUGGUGGUCGCAGUGGGGAUAGCGCAACACCGACGACGACAGCGGCCUCGCCGGCGGCCUCCAGGCCUGCCGCGGUCCAGGUCGAGGACGACGUGGCGAUGCAUGUCACUGCCGAGGAGGUGACCUUUCGCCGGGAGAACGCGAUGGGCCUCUGGGAGAGCUGCUCGGGCUGGGGCGUCGUGGUGCGAGUCAGAAUCCGGACAUGA
Molecule: messenger RNA, 897 nt
Organism: Cordyceps fumosorosea ARSEF 2679
Lineage: Eukaryota; Fungi; Ascomycota; Sordariomycetes; Hypocreales; Cordycipitaceae
Exons: 2
Coding region: 1-897 (298 amino acids)
Source: RefSeq, a predicted model, not a curated record